CAGAGCCAGUCGGCCUGUUGUGAGCGCCGCUGCUGUUCUCCUUGUUGCUUGCUCCGAUCCGUGCCCCCCUUGGCCCAUUGCGUUGCGCCCCUUGGCCCACUUAUGGCCCUCUUGCCGACUUCGACACACUGCUGAAACCCUUCCUUCUUUGUGCCAACAGGUGAUGCAGGUAGUGAGCAGGUGAGUGGUUGGAGGGGUGGUGGAGGGAGUGGAGGGAUGGCGAACACAGCUCACCUUGUUCGACGUCAGAGCUCGCGAGACCUCAACCCACAGCGAUCGCUUGACCGACUCGAGAUGAAGGAGAUGCGAGGCCGCCUCGUCGAACACAACGGAGCAGUCACCUCUGGCGGUCACUCCACCAGCUACGGAGCCACCAAUGUCGCUUUCGACGACACCAGUCCCAACACUAAGGCAAUACUGAAACCAGCUGAUGACAUGGUGAGUAAGAUGGGUUCGGGAGAAGGAAAGCCUAUUUUCCGUCCAGAGGCAGGCGAGGAUGACAGGGAGUCUUGGGACAGCAAGCUCACCUUUCUGCUGGCCACAGUCGGCUACGCGGUCGGCCUUGGCAACGUCUGGCGAUUCCCCUACCUUGCACAGAAGAAUGGUGGAGGAGCGUUUCUGAUUCCGUAUUUUGUAAUGCUGGCGAUUGAAGGGAUUCCGAUGUUCUAUUUGGAGCUGGCCAUUGGUCAAAGACUGAGAAAAGGAGCUAUUGGCGUAUGGAACCAGGUGUCACCUUACCUGGGAGGCAUUGGAAUCAGCAGUGCUGUGGUCUCCUUCAAUGUAGCACUCUACUACAACACCAUCAUUGCAUGGUGUCUCUUCUAUUUUGUACAGAGCUUUCAGUCAGAGCUACCUUGGGCAGAAUGUCCAAAUGUGUAUUUCGAAAAUGGCACCUACACUCCCGAACCUGAAUGUGUGGCAAGCACUCCUACGCAGUAUUUCUGGUACCGCACAACUCUUAUGGUAUCUGAAGACAUAGAUACCCCGCAGGCCUUCAAUUGGAAAAUAGCAUUCGCACUUGUUAUCGCCUGGAUACUUGUAUAUAUGUGUAUGAUUAAGGGAAUCGCAUCCUCGGGAAAAGUGGUGUAUGUGACAGCAACCUUUCCAUACAUUGUUCUCAUUAUAUUUUUCUUUCGUGGUGUUACUUUGAGAGGAAUGUCUGAUGGAGUGAAACAUCUUUUCACACCUAAGUGGUACACGUUAGCUGAUCCAGUAGUGUGGUUAGAGGCCGGUACACAAAUAUUCUUCUCCCUUGGCCUAGCAUUUGGCGGACUGAUAGCCUUCUCCUCCUACAACCCUGUCAACAACAAUUGCUACAGAGACGCCAUCAUGGUGUCAAUGACUAAUUGCUUCACUUCAAUGUUCGCUGGAAUCGUCGUGUUCUCUGUUAUAGGUUUCAAAGCAACACUGAAUUACGAGAAGUGCUUAGAAGAGCGAAACGCCACAUUGGCACUCUGGUCAAGUAGACUUGCGGAGGUGACCAGUUCUUCUGACUUGACUACCUACUCAGCUGAGAUGGCCACCUCUCCGCCAACGCUGCCCGAGUGCGAUCUCGAGAAGGAGUUGGACAAUUCAGCCGCUGGGACAGGCUUGGCAUUUAUAAUUUUUACUGAAGCCAUAAAUCAAUUUCCUGGAGCACAGUUUUGGUCCGUCCUUUUCUUCCUGAUGCUCUUCACUUUGGGUAUAGACUCACAAUUCGGUACCUUGGAAGGAGUUGUCACCUCAAUAGUUGACAUGAAGUUGUUCCCGAAUUUACGAAAAGAAAUUUUAACAGGUGUGAUGUGCCUAAUCUGCUGUAUCAUAUCAAUGAGUUUUGCACACGGUGCGGGAAAUUAUGUUUUCAUAUUAUUUGACAACUUCAGUGGGAAUUUCCCACUUCUAAUAAUAGCACUUUGCGAGUGUAUUGCUGUGUCCUACGUGUAUGGCCUCAAAAGGUUUGCAGACGACAUUGAGAUGAUGACCGGCACCCGGCCCGGCCUGUACUGGCUGAUCUGCUGGAAGUACUUGUCGCCGCUGGCGAUGAUGCUGAUCCUGAUCGCCAGUGUGGUGGAGAUUGUGGUCGACGGCAGUGGCUACCCCGCCUGGGUGGCUAGCAAGGGCGACACCGAGCGCAAGCAGUGGCCCAUAUGGGCGCUCGCUCUCAUCACCUUACUCAUUCUGGUCGCUGUUCUCUGGAUACCGAUCGUCGCUAUAUGCAGAGCAUUUGGCAUAGUGAUAAUCGACGACAACGAAAAGGCGUGGUUCCCGGCGCAAGACCUGAAGGAGUUCCACGGCAUCGUGGAGCACGAGGUGACCGUGGCAGAGACGCUGCUCUUCUGCAUUCGACCCGACGGCAGUGAGGGGCUCUGCUGUCCCACGCGCGGCACGGGUGACGAUGACGAUGAUGAAGAUGAUGAUCUCACCUAAUCGCUCUCUCUCACGCCCUCGCCGUAUAGCGUAGUUCCAAGUAUCUCACAUUAAACAAUAGUGUUACAAGAAAAUAAUCCGUAUUCCACAACCAGUCAAUUAGCUUUUAUGAGAAACUGGACAAAACUAAUAUUUAUAUUGUCAUGAUUAAGUUCCGUGCAUGGUUGUACCAAGUAAUUUGGAAGACACACUCUACUAUGUCACAGUUCAUUUGAUACUUAGUGUACAUGCUUCAUUGAAUAGGUUGAGUUAGUAUGGAUACUGAACUGGGAUGUCAUAUAAUAAUAUUAUGCACUCCCAUACAUGUUCACGACAGUCUAUACUGAAGAAUUAAUAGCCUAUAUACAAUAAGUAAGUUUUGUUCUAGUUUAAGGAUAAAAAAUGGUUAAACAGGGAUAAAAAGGUGAAUGCAUAAUGUAACUGUGACAAUAAUUAAUUCAAAAGAAUAUUUUAUUCAUAAGUCUAAUUUCUCCACAAAGUGAAUUUAUUAAGUGAAUAGUUCAUUUAGUUUAUUGCAAAAUAUAACUUACUCUUCUACUUGCUAUUCAUUUUUAUGCUAGAAAUCAGUCAAUACUUUUUAGGUAGGAACUGUUUAUAUAAUCAUAAAUCAUAUUGAACAAUGCCCGACAUAUUGAACAAAGUGGUUGUACACAAAAUGAAAAUAGUGAAUCUUAUAGCACUAACUCAAGCUAUAGUACCUAUAGUGAAGGAGAUAAUAAUAAGAUUUCUUGCUCCUGAAUCAUACUGUAAUUGGAAUCUAUUGCUUCUGUUACAUGAAGAAUACAAAAAUAUCAAAGAAUAGUUUUAUGCUAACAAGAAAAGAAGCUUUGGGGUGCAAAUCAUAGUUUCAAAAGGAAUUGACUGAUUGUGGAAUGAAACUAGAAUGAGCUUCAUGAGGAAUAGAUCGAGUGCUAGAUGAAUUUCUUAUAUAAUAUCUAGGAUUAUAAUGAAUUUUCCAGUUCAAUGAUUUUAUUACGUUCUGUGAAGCAUAAUAUCCCUCUUGAUUGCUGCAUAAAGAUCACUUGUAGCCCAGUCAAUUACGCAGUACUUUCAGCUCUCCAUUGAUUGAUGAUUCCAUAUCCAUAUUCCAAAUCCAUCAAUACAACACAGAAAUGUACUUAAGUAUCUUUUUCAGUAAUAUUAGGCUUCCGAUUUGAGUGAGCGAAUAUUCUCUGACAUGGAUCAUUUGAUCAAAGAAAGUCCAUUAAAUGUCACAACUGCUUUUGAUUUUUAUACAAAAGUUACAAGCCUCAAAAUUAGUCUCACUUUGGUUCUAAGAUCUUACUUGGAUACAAAAAUACACCUUCAAUUUCAAUAUGAGCCUUUGUUACUAAAUUUAUCAUGAAUGUUAAUAAUGUUAACGUUUCUGAAACUGAAAGCAACGUUGGUGAGCUCUAUAUUAUACUCUCGACUCAGUACAAGACAAAUGAAAUUUGUUUCAAUAUUAUUAUAACUUCUUCCUUAGUUAUAGUAUGUAGUGAUUGAGAUUUUUGGUAUGACAUUAGCUAUGAUAAUUACAAGAUUCUGAUUGUCAGAGUAAAAAUCAACGCAUUUAUUGAACAAAUACAAUGAUUCAUCCAAUCUUUAUAAUUAUAGGAUUUCAAGAUUUAUCUAUUAUAAGAUAUUCAACUUAUAAGAAUCAAAUCAAAUGUAAGGUUUGAGAGAGCAAUUACUGAUUAAUAACAGGAAGAUUAUCAAUAAUUCAAUUAUAGAAUAGGUACCUUAGAUUUUUACUUUUUUUCGCCGAAGAAAUUCAAUGUAAUUGAUUUAAACUUACACAUUUAAACCUCUUCCUGAAUGGAGUUUGAAGAAUCUUUGACAAUAACGAAUAUUUCGAUAGUAGAAUCAUAUCAAUUAUUACUUAUGCAUCGACAUUAGAGGAUUUUGUAUGCCGAGUUAUAAUCUGAAAACUAAAAAUGGAUAGAAUAUACUGUAUGUGAAUCAUAUAUUCUACAGAUUACAGUAUCAAUUAAUUAAAGUGUUUCAAAUGACGAAUGAAAGUAAUACUCUGUCUUUCAAAGGAAUAUUAUUUACUGUAUUAUAUUUAGAAAUAGCUUAAAUUAUUUUUCAAGUAUCACCCUGUAUUCCCAUAAUGAUAUGUUAGAUUCGAUAGCUGUAGGAUAUUUUCCACAGUUAUUCGAUACUACUAUCGACAAAAGUGUCUUUGUAAAACUAGAUCGAUUAGAUAUAUAUAAUUCAGAAUUGCAGUAGACAAAUAAAACUAGGAAAGAAGUUGUCUAGAUUAAGAAUUACUGCAUGAGGAUCACACAAAUAUGUAUUGAUUUAGUUUUAUCAAUCACGAGUGAAAGAGACCCAUAAUCUCCAAAAAAUGAUUGAGAAUAUGUAGGCUACUAGCUUACAAGAUUCAGGUUCUGUAAGUUAUCUUCUUAUCUUCCUGUAACUCAUCUUCUUCCAGUGCAAUAGGGACUGAAAUCCUUGAGAAUACUACAGCUGGAGAUGAGAAGAUCCAUUAUUAGUGGAAUUCACAUUAAAUUUAUUCAACGAUUUUACUGCUCUGUGAGGGAAUCUUUAGAAUGGAUGUAGAAAACUAUAAUAAUUGAUCCAAGUUGUAAAUGAUGAAUGAUGGGUGUAGUGUGGGAGUGAGUUUUAUAAUUAGUUGUUCAAGAGAUUCUAUGAAUAUAUUAGUAUUAUAAAGAUCUAGAGAGAAUAAUUAUUGUGAAAGUUCUAAAUGUCUGUUGUUAUCUAUUCUAUUGACAAUAUUGUUGAUCACAAAUCUAUUACUGUUGUUGAAUUUUACUGUAUUCUAUGCAAUUUUGCAUAAUGACACUGCACCUUUUUAAUCUAAUUCAAAUUUCUAGUUCGAUGGAAUACAUAUUUUUGUAAUUGACAAAAUUGUUAUGAAUAUACUCAUAUAUGACUUGAUUCCCCACUCUUCCAAUAGACUAUAAAUCAAAUCUUCCCUCAAAUACAUGACAAUAUAAAUGUGUGAUAAUAAUUGGAUUGGAAAACUGAUUAACCAACUUAGAAGUUGAAUAAUUUGUUGCAUUUAUUAAAUCCUAUUGGGGAAACUACAGAGAUUUUGAUAGAGAGACAAUACAUUGAUUUUGGAAAUUGUGGAAUCCAAACAUAAUGAACUUCUCAUUUUUAUAACUAAAUAUCAUUUUGAAUAAUCCAGAGUAGUGUAUGAAUUAUUGAAAAAUGUUAUUCACUAAUAACAAUAAAUAAAUAAUAUGAAUAAUGUUUUGGAAAAAGUUGGAUUCAUACCAUAUAAUAGCCCAAGUUGGUUCAGAUCUGUAUGAGCUAUAGGCCUACUGUACCGGUAUUCUAAGAUGAAAAUGUAAAUAAAUGUGACAAGCUUCCAUAGAAAAUUUUUCACUAUUAAGUCUCCAACAGUCUCUCUCAAUAAAAUAAAUUUAUUAUGAAUUCAUAUUUUUCGUAAAAAGUUUUCUUGAUUAUUGAAAUAUAAUUUGCUGUAGUUUGGUGUGCAUAGAUGCAUCAUGCAAUCAUCGUUGUACUCUGUAACAAGUUAUUCCCAUUCUAUUCUAUUCCCUGUCAAAGUGAAAAAUUUCGAGAUCUUCUCACAAAUAAGAGAAUUGGUUUUGCAAUUUCCAGAAUCAGAAAGUCUUCUUCAAAAAUGAUCUGGAGCUAGACAUUCCCCAUUAAUUAGCCACUGCACUUUUCAAAAUCUAUCUAAGAAACUAAUAAGCCAGUAUAUGAAGACGAUUGUAAAAAUUGUAUUGUUAGUACAGUGAAAAAUCAGAGGAGGAUUAUGAACAAAUCAAAACUUAUUGCUAUUCUGAUUGAAUAGCAGUUCUGAAUCAAAUUUCUCAAUGAAUGGCAUUAAAAGAUACACAAAAUACUGUAUCUUCUUAAUUAAUCUUGGUGAAUGACAAUAAUAAAGUGUUCUAAGUUUAUGAGGAAUAAUUAUAUUUGCAAGUGUUCUUGAAUUCUAGUUGUAUUCUAGUAUUAAAUGGAUCAUCUCUCUGAUUGGCACUGUUAAGUCUUUAUGGCACAUAAUCUAUACAACGAUGUUAAAGUUAUUAUUAAGAUAUCAAUAAUUAUAUUUAAUAAUUAUCACAGUUGAAUCUAUUAUACACUUUUUAAUUAUUUAUUUAUUGGAAUUUGAGGAUGUUGAGGUAUGAAGAAGUAAAAAUACAAUGAAUUGUUAAAAUAAAUACAGUAUUGUUAUAUUUGUCAGCUGCAAUAUGACUAUCAUUGGCUAUCUAUUAUAAUUAUAAUAAUAAUAAUAAUUACUUUUCUAUAACCUAAUUAGAUCCCUUCAUUUUCCACUCUGAUAAAUAGAUGGGCCUACCAACUCAACAGAUAAUCUUAAAACCAUUCCACAUAGAAUAUUUUUAACAUUCUACUACUCGCAAUCCAAGAGCUUCGACAUUAAUUACAUUUUUAAAUUAAAUCUUUUGAAAGUUUAAAGUUUGAAAAUAACAAUUCUAAGCAAAUGAUAGUCAACUUGGACCGAUUGUUGUUGUUUUUUUUUUUUUUUGAUAAAUGAGACAAUAAUGGAUCUAAUAAUGAAGUAUAGCCUGUUGUAAUAAACCAUUAACAUUAUCAAAAAUUGUUAGCAUUAUCAAAUUUGACCUCUCAUGUUUCUAGGUAAUGUGAAUUAAUGUGAAGUACACAAGUGGAUAGGUUCCAAAUAUCACAUUGUUAUACAGGUGAAUCAGUGUCCGACUACUUGGUUGAUUGAUAUUAGUUGUCAUAAAACAUAAAAACGUUUUAUAAGGUAAAUAAUUGAUAAAUUUUAACUUGGUAUAAUAUGACAUGGAGUUUCUUAUGGAAUUCCUUACAGAGAUGAUAUUACUGUACGGUACCCACCUAUGAAUGAUGUACCCAAAGGAAUGAUGAAGGAACAUAUAACUGGUACUGUGGGUAUAAAGUGAUAAAUAAAAAUAUUAAAAUGAGAAAAUGUUAAUGGUUUUAUAAAGUUUAUAUGCUACAGCAUAGCUAUUCGUAGCCAAUUAUGAAAUGCUGAAAUUACAGCCAUCUUUCCAAAUGGUAUUUCUUGAAGAGAAAGUGUAAUUAUUCAUUUUUCAUAUGAAGACGGUAGUUUUCAAAAUACAAUAUAAUAUCCUCCCAUGAUAAAGAGGUUUUUGGGUAACUUCAUCAGUUGCAUAGUGUUGACUGUUGAGGUUACUUAUAAAAAAAUAUCAUGAAUUUCUAAGUCUACUGAUAUGACAAGUCAGAAACGUUCUGUUAUUUUACAGUAUCAAUGUAAUUGGAUAUAAUUGAAUUGAAUUAGAUUGAAUCACUAUAAUUCCGCUCUUUAGAUAACUUUAUAAAAAUAAUAUAAUAUGUAUUUCUUUUAAUCCUCAUGAUUCCGUGUGAACUAGAACAUAACAAUGAAUCAUAUCAGAAAAAGUAUCAGUACGGUAACUAUAUAAUUGAAAUAUCAUAUAAUCAUAUCAAUUCUUCGUCAUGAGAUUAAGGAAAUUAAAAUGAAAUGGAAAUAUAUAGAAAUGUUUCAGAAAUAAUUUAUUAGCUAUUAGCGUACCUUACCGAAUUCAUCGAGAUUUAUGGAGAUCUUCCUCUAUAAGGUGGAAAUAAUGUUAAAAUGGUAACUAAAUAAGAUACAGGCUAAAUAAGAAGAACAACUUUAUACUUAUCACCAUUUAAGGAAAUGUGAAACUUACGGUGAUUUGUCAUUACGGUAAUGAGUCUGAGGUGAAACUCAAACUUCAUAUCAUUUUCCAUAAAAUGUUAAAAUAUAUUAAGUAAUUUCUAUUCCUAAAUUAUCUAAAAAUUGAUAUGGUUUACUGUCACUAAUAUAUUUUCUAUAAAAAGUAGCUAUUUUAUAAUAGGAACUACUCUCCAUGUUUGACAAUUUUGAAAUAGGCUACGAUAUAUACGGUAUAUCUAGAGACAUAUCUCUACAUUCAUCGUAUUCUACAUUCUGCAUCUAUUAUUAUAAUGGAAAUAUCUUAAUAUGAUUUCAGCUUUCUUGAUGAAUCAACUCAGGAUUCCCUAAACAUGUGACAAUAAUAUUAAAAACUGCAUUUCUAUUGGAAAAUUGCUUUCUUUCAAGAGAAUAAUAGAUAUUAUGGAUUGUUAUAUAGGAUGACAGUAAGUUAAAUUUAUUUUCUACAUGAUGUUGAAAUUGAUAAUAUCUAUAAAGACUUUAUACAUGAAAUAAUGUACAUAGGCCUAGACAACUUUUAAUGGGCUAUAGGCUACACUAGCUGUAUAAAUAAGAGUGGAUGUAGCCGUUAUCAGAGUCAAAUUAUUUCGUUUUGUUUGAUUGAAGGUUUAUGAUUGCUUCUUAAGUUGAUUUAUAGUGUUCGUAAUUCAGAUUGAUUUCUCAAUUUACAGAAAAGUUUUUCGAUUUCUCGUCUUGAAAGUAUUCUAUCAGCAUAUACGUAAUCAGUGAAAUUCUGUUUAAUUUUAUGAAACAUAACUUUGAUGCGUGUCUUUAUGUAUUUAAACAGAUGAACAUGCUGCCAUAAUGAGUAAACUUUGAUUGUCGUAAUAAUUAAUAUAAUACAUUAUAGGUGUACACAAAACGUUCAAUUGGAAUACUCUAGUACAAUGCAUUGUACUGCCUCUGCUUGAUGUUAUUAGAUACAUUAUAUUAAUUCAAGAUAAAUAUUUGUCGUUUCAAUUGAAUGUUUUAUUAUUAUUUUAUGUACGGUACUUUCAAUUACAUACUUAUGCACAAGAUUAGAUAUAGGAUUAUUACUGUUUCUCCUUAUCAUUAGAAUCAUCAAUUAUUGCAAAUUAUUAGGUUAAGCAAUACAGUAUAUUGAAAGACUGGAUUCAAAUAUACUUCUUGUAGGAGAAUCAAAUCAGCUACAGUUAUUAUUAAAAUAGUUAUAAUUUUCCUACAUUUCUUGCAUACCUUAUUAAUUUCGUAUUUUUUUUUUUAAUUUAUACCUUGUAGUGUAAUAUUUCUGCACCUGAAUAAUAAUUAAUUAUUUCGCUUUUAUAUUCUAUUGGAGACGGCAAAUACUGAUGAACUAUCUCCUAAUUUAUCAAUCCCAAAGGAGUGAACAGAAAAUGCAGUCUUUCAAUAAUUUUAUGUACUAUAAACUGUGCGUUAAACUGUUGAAAUUGAUGUGAAACUGAAUAAUUUAGGAAACUGUAUUGUUACCAUGUAUAAAUGGAAAAUGUUCUGCAUUUACAUAAAUAAAAAUGUUUUAUGCAAGCUAAAGACAUUCUUUAUUGAAUUUGGAAUAGAUUAUUCAUAUAGGCUGAUUGAAAAUUGACUGAUUAUUGUUUUACUCGUAAUUUGAUUCGAAUAUCGCAGAUUGUAAAACAAUACAGCAAUACGUUUUUUAAGUCAAUCUAUGAUUGACAGAUUGACACAGCAAAUUUAAUAAAUAUGAGUUCAGUUCACAGCGGUACAGUAAUUUAUAUUACCAUAAUACACUUUCACAAUUUAGAAAUCUAUUGGUUUAUUGCCACUUGAAAAUCCGUCUAAAAGGCUAAGUGACACCUCCGGUACUAAACCAAUAAGAAUAUUUUUUUUCUUUUGAAACUUUUUAAGCUUAUUAUUGAAAUGAGCAGUAGCUGUAUCAUCUCUGAAUUGUCGUGGAAUUUUGAGUUUUGUGGUUUUGAGUCCAUCUUUCUUCACGAUUUGUUGACUUCCUCUUAGUCUCCUCUGCGACGCUUGGAAUUCCGAAUCAUAGUGUAGGUACCUAUAUAUGAAUUUUCGCGGUUUUCUCCAAAGUGACGCUGGAUACAUUCAUACUAGUGUCAGAAUUUGUUCUUUGAGAAAAAGGUUAUUGUAUUUAUUGUGGAUAGGUAGAGUACUUCUCUCCCUAACAGGUCUCAUGCCUAGCUCUCCUAUUUUUACUUCACAUUAGCUCACGAGUUUUGUUGUCAGAUUCAUAUCCAGAUUCGCUUGGCUCCUACAUGUAAAACUUUCUUAUUAAAAUUGAUAUCUAUUGCCGAACGAAGCAAUGUUUACAAUACAGUACAAUUGAAUUAAUAAAAGUUGAAAUGCAUAUAGAAGUUGAAAAUACAAGAAAUAAAACAAUAUAGUAAACUACAAAUCAUUUGUCUAUCUGCACUGUCAAAAUAAGGGAGAAACUGUGUGUGUUGGCAGUGAUUCGCAGGAUGAUACUCAAUCAUUAUUCUGUAAUAUGAAACCGUUUGGUUUGAAAUAGUAGAAUUUGUGAAUAAGAAUAAAGAAAUAUUUAUUCCAAUUACUUUGGUAUGAUGCUGUAAGUAUGACCUAUUUGUGAAGACUACGUUAGGUUAUUUAUAGUUGCAUCUACUUUCAUAUGUACGGUACUGUAGCUGAGAAUGGGAAAAGUAAGAACUCACUGUCUAGUUUUCCAAACACAUUUUUUAGGGAUGAAAUUUGAGGUUAUAAUAGCUGGUAUGAGCUUCACCAUACAAUUAUUCAUUUACUCUACAAUCGAACAAGAUUAUAUUCCCUAUCAACAAAUUAGUUAGUUAGGGGAUUAUAGAUGUACAAUAAAACGCUACUAUGAUGGAUGAUAGAUCGUCUAUGAGAGGCUUAUCUCGAAUUCCUUGUAAAGUGUUAUUCAAUGGAAUGAAAAAUUUCCUCAAAGCAGUAAGCCGGUCUCCUCUGCAUUGCCCUUCUUUGCGUGCACUAGGCCUAUAUUAUAUGCCUGUACAGUUUUUAUUCAAUCAACUAUUUCAAAAACCAAUCUGCUCUUCCACAAGUUUGUUGUAAAUAUUUUACUGUCCUGUGGAGGAAACCGGAUUGGUUCAGCUAUUUGUCAAGAGUUGUAGUUUUC
Messenger RNA from Nilaparvata lugens (brown planthopper), 11087 nucleotides. Its product is annotated as sodium- and chloride-dependent transporter XTRP3. The record is from RefSeq and is a predicted model, not a curated record. NCBI's taxonomy places the organism in Eukaryota, Metazoa, Arthropoda, Insecta, Hemiptera, Delphacidae. Gene Ontology annotation, cellular component: membrane. Bases 217 to 2406 code for a protein of 729 amino acids. Gene Ontology annotation, biological process: sodium ion transmembrane transport. The transcript is spliced from 13 exons.